ACCCACGUGGCGCAGUUGAAAUUCGGAAGUGUGCGCUUCUUCCGGUUCCGCGUUCUCUUCGCCGGAGUUGCUACGUGUCUUAAGAGGCCUCAUUUGGUGGCAGCGUCUGAGCGUAACGACUAUUUCUCCAGAAUUAGUCCGAGAAAAUAACCGAAAGCAAAAGAAAACCAGUCUGUAUAUGCACAGAAUGCCUUCUUCCCAUUUUCUUUUCCUAUAAAAACUGAUGACUAUAAAAACAGUUCAUCAUGGAUCAAGUAAUGCAAUUUGUAGAGCCCAGCCGCCAGUUUGUGAAAGAUUCCAUCAGACUUGUUAAAAGAUGCACAAAACCAGAUAGAAAAGAAUUCCAGAAGAUUGCCAUGGCAACAGCAAUAGGUUUUGCAAUAAUGGGAUUUAUUGGUUUCUUCGUAAAAUUGAUCCAUAUUCCAAUCAACAAUAUUAUUGUCGGUGGCUAAACAAAUCAGGAAGACAUUACUUUGUGCAUGGUAAAAUAACAGAUAAUGUGGACUUUCUGACUUAAUUGUCUGUGUAGAUCUUCCUCAUAACUUGUCAAUAUAAACUAGAUUUUAAAAUAAAA
This is a messenger RNA of Crotalus tigris (Tiger rattlesnake), 574 nucleotides long. It is a transcript of the gene SEC61G, whose product is annotated as SEC61 translocon subunit gamma. Bases 246 to 452 code for a protein of 68 amino acids. Gene Ontology annotation, molecular function: transmembrane protein transporter activity. Gene Ontology annotation, cellular component: membrane; Ssh1 translocon complex. The transcript has 5 exons. The record is from RefSeq and is a predicted model, not a curated record. Gene Ontology annotation, biological process: protein targeting; post-translational protein targeting to membrane, translocation. Lineage: Eukaryota; Metazoa; Chordata; Lepidosauria; Squamata; Viperidae.